Messenger RNA from Penicillium vulpinum, 1227 nucleotides. Its product is annotated as Aromatic prenyltransferase DMATS type. The coding region runs from base 1 to 1227 and encodes 408 amino acids. Lineage: Eukaryota; Fungi; Ascomycota; Eurotiomycetes; Eurotiales; Aspergillaceae. Gene Ontology annotation, molecular function: transferase activity, transferring alkyl or aryl (other than methyl) groups. The transcript is spliced from 3 exons. Gene Ontology annotation, biological process: alkaloid metabolic process. The record is from RefSeq and is a predicted model, not a curated record.
AUGACUGUCAAUCCUCCCACCUCAGUAAAAACCAGAGGCAAUGGCGACUCUGAGGUCUCGACACCACUAUUCAAGUGCUUCGUCUUCCAGAACAUCGCCGAGCAGGCUUGGUGGGAGAAGACUGGGCCACUAUUGGCUAAAGUCCUUCAAUCCGCCCAAUAUAGCGUUCAAGAUCAGUAUCUUUAUAUGACGCUGUAUAGGACUGUCCUGUUGCCUCGGCUCGGCCCGCACCCGCAUACGUGGGACUCUUUUAUCACAUAUUCUGGAGUGCCAGUGGAAUUCAGCAUUAAUUUCCAGCAGCAUGGUCCUCCAACAGCUCGGAUCGGAUGGGAGCCCGUGAGCCAGAAGUCUGGCUCUCCAGCGGACCCGAUCAAUCAUGACACUGUCAGCCAGGCAAUUGCCACAAUGUCCCAACUCAAUCUCAAUGGAUUUGACACUAAGUUCCUCCAUCAUAUGAUGAGGUGUCUCACUGCCACCGGCGAAGAAGCUGCCGACGUUGGUCGCGAUCAAUUGUAUCUUACCAGGAUGAAGAACCAAGUGUCCUUUGGACUUGACCUCAAGGCUGGAGAGGUCUCUGUAAAGUGCUACUUGUAUCCGGCCCUAAAGUCGCACUUGACCGGCAGCUCUUUCAGACAAUUGUUAAACGAUGCGGUGCAUUCUCUCGGCGAUGAGGUCUCUUACCCUGCUUUAGAUACUAUCCACGAAUAUCUGGAGAGUGGAGGGAUGUACAACCAAUAUUCCUUCAUUGGCAUUGAUUGCACCACCGCUUCCAAGUCUCGUCUCAAAGUAUAUAACACGAUUCAGGACGUGACAUGGUCUAAGCUACGAGACAUAUGGACCCUAGGCGGUCGCUUUGAAUCCCAUGCCACCACGCAGCGAGGGUUGCAGUUCGUCCAAGAAUUCUGGAAGCUUCUCACUUCUGAUCAGGACAAAAUGGCUGUUGGCAUCUGGAGCUACGAACUGGCGCCCGGGUCCACCGACUUCCCCAACCCCAAGUAUUAUUUCAUCAUGCACGGCAUGAAUGACAUGGAAAAUGCUCAGGCUAUUAGCAAGUUUUAUGAUUCCAUUGGAUGGCAUGACUUGGCCGCAAACUUCGUUGAUUCGGUCAAAGGAUACUUCCCGAACUUUGAAUCCGGGGAGACAUCAAACUUGAUACAAUAUGUUUCAAUGGCCUAUUCGGAGAAGACUGGUGUGUAUCUGAGUGUUUAUUACCACAGUUCCCUGUAA